Messenger RNA from Hemicordylus capensis (graceful crag lizard), 789 nucleotides. RefSeq names its product translation initiation factor IF-2-like. Lineage: Eukaryota; Metazoa; Chordata; Lepidosauria; Squamata; Cordylidae. The coding region runs from base 1 to 690 and encodes 229 amino acids. The transcript is spliced from 8 exons. The record is from RefSeq and is a predicted model, not a curated record.
AUGAAGCCUCAUCUUAAGCCUGUCUUCCCUUGCUUCUGUCCCACCCACCACAUCUCACAGAAACAGGUGGAUUCGGGACAGAGUUCCAGGAGGCCACCUGUUCAGCGACCACACACAGGGGAUUUGGACGAGAUCCGCCGCCUGCGCGCCAAGGUGAUAGCCUCUGUUGAGCGCACCAAGAAGCCCGCAGGCAAGCAGGACAAACCCUCGGGAAAGCCAUCUGCACCAAUUCGGCCAUCCGCACCAAUUCGGCCAUCCGCACCAAUUCGGCCUCCCGCACCAAUUCGGCCACCCGCAGGGGAUUUGGACGAGCUCUGCCAUCAGCUCUCCAAGCUCGCCAUCUCCCCUGCCGGCAGCAGGACAGUGGCCAUGCCACCCACGGGAGGCACCCCCUUGGCAAGGAUGAGCCACCAGCUGCCCAAGAGGACGCUGUCUGCCACCAGCCAAAUGAAUCCCGCCGUGCCUCCUCAGGGCAGCAAGCGGGCCAGGGUUUUGGAGAUGAUGAGCCACCAGCUGCCCAAGAGGAGACUCUCCACCACCAGCAAGUUGAAUCCAGCCGUGCCUCCUCAGGGCAGCAAGCGGGCCAGGCUGUUGGAGAGGCUCUCCAAGCGGAGGCUCUCCGCCACCAGCAGCCUGCAGCCCGCCAUCUCUCUCCCAGAUCUCAAACGAGCCAGGCCAGACUCAGGCUGAGGAUCUGGCCUGAGCCACAACUGCAUCCUGCCAGCCUCCCAAUCCCCCCGCUGAAGCCAUCUGCCAAGGGAAACCAAGGGGGAUUCCCACCAUGUCUCC